Messenger RNA from Westerdykella ornata, 2953 nucleotides. RefSeq names its product cytosolic phospholipase A2 zeta. Gene Ontology annotation, molecular function: A2-type glycerophospholipase activity. The coding region runs from base 354 to 2816 and encodes 820 amino acids. Lineage: Eukaryota; Fungi; Ascomycota; Dothideomycetes; Pleosporales; Sporormiaceae. Gene Ontology annotation, cellular component: cytosol. The transcript is spliced from 3 exons. Gene Ontology annotation, biological process: glycerophospholipid catabolic process. The record is from RefSeq and is a predicted model, not a curated record.
GCACAAGGCCGUUUUGAAUACUCCGUAUCAGUUGUUUCCAAUACCCGGCCUUUUGUCGCCAACCUCCAAUGGCAAAAUGCUUGUGAACAAGCACUGGUUACUACUUCCAGAACUCAAAUGCCAAACAUGACGUUCUUCCGCGCGCUUGGCAGAUGACAUCGCCACCUGGAACUGAACCGGGAUCUAGCGGGACCUCUUCGGUCGGGAGCUUGCAUAGCAACUCGCGCAUCUUCCAUUCCAAUGGUCUGUAUGAUUUGACACCAAUUGGCCUCUACGGGGUUAGAUAGCGGCCUUCGAGGCAACUUCCUCGCGUCUUUCGUUUUCACCUGCACCACUCCAUUUGGAGCUGAUGCAUGGCGGGCCUGACCAGAGCGAGACACAUCGGACAGCAGCUUCGGCUGCGCGGGCGGUAUCAAAGGCUGUUCUCCAGUGCUUCUGGCCCCCGUCCGCGCAGCUUUGCGCUUCGCUAUGGUUCUCCCUGCCUUAUUGCCGCCGCGGCUCUCGGCGUUGUAUGCUCCCCGCAAUUCGCCCUCAAACGAUUGAUCCAUAACGAUGCGCCCAAAGGCACGGCUUCAUGGUUCUCGGGAAGUGAUCUACAAGCCGACACUUCAAUAAGUGCCGAAGAGGCGGAAGAGAAGCUCAAGGAAUCCGAAAAUGGCAAUGGCAGUGGACAGCAAGAACCACCCCCUCAAUCUACGGUCGCGGAGGAGGAGAAUGACAACGAGGAUGAGAGCUCCCCUUGGUAUAGCUUCACGACUGGGUUGUUCAGCGCCUCGACCUCUCUGAGCUCGCUCUCCUCUCUUGGUGACACACUGGCGGACUACGUGAUUCCAAAAUGGGCGAAGCUGCUCCCAGCUCUCGUCACGAAGCUCCAGAACGAGCUCUCCGCCGCGCCAGGGACUCUAGCAGAAGAGAUAUGGUACGAGGCCAACAACCCCGAAUGCCACCCGGAAAUCAUAUGGGACGCAACUGUCCGGGUAUCGAACGACCUCUGUCAGGAGGAAAAGAACUACCUUCAAAAGAGAAAGCUAUUCACUCGAAGGGCGCUCGCGCGAUAUCUAGAUAUUCCAGAGGAGAAGAUACAUCCCGACGACGUACCAGUUAUUGCGAUGUGUGGCUCUGGAGGGGGCUUGCGUGCUCUGGUCGCGGGCACAUCGUCAUAUCUCUCAGCCAGAGAGCAUGGCCUGUUUGACUGCUUGACAUACACCGCUGGCGUGAGUGGCAGCUGCUGGCUCCAAACUCUCUUCUACUCCAACAUCGCAGAACAAAGCCAUAGACGGUUGAUCCGACAUCUCAAGAACCGCCUCGGCGUGCACAUUGCAUACCCACCUGAUGCGCUAGAACUCCUAGCUAGCGCCCCAACAAACAAAUUUCUAUUGGCUGGUCUCAUUGAGAAAGCAAGAGGCGUUCCGGACGCGGAAUUCGGCAUCGUUGAUAUCUACGGUCUUCUCCUUGCCGCAAGACUGCUGGUUCCGAAGGGGGAGCUUUCUGUCGACGAAUAUGACUUCAAACUAUCUCAUCAGCGGCGGUAUACAGACGAUGGCUCUAAUCCGCUGCCUAUCUAUACCGCUGUCCGCCAUGAGAUACCGCUCGUGGAGCAAAUCGACAUGCAAGACCCAGUGAUAGCAAAGGCCAAGGCUAAGAAGGAGCAAUGGUUUCAAUGGUUCGAAUUCACUCCCUACGAAUUCUGGUGCGAAGAAAUCGAAGCCGGCAUCCCCACGUGGGCCCUCGGCCGUAAGUUCAUCAAUGGCCGCACCCUCUGGCGCGAAAAUGGGCUCGCCCUUCCCGAACUUCGCGUCCCGCAACUGAUGGGCAUCUGGGGCAGUGCCUUCUGCGCCACCCUCUCGCACUACUACAAAGAAGUCCGCCCCGCGGUCAAAGGAUUAACAGGUUUUACAAGCUUGGACGACAUGAUCGCGGGGAGGGACGAUGAUCUAGUGAAGUUGCACCCCAUCAAUCCCGCGAGUAUACCAAACUUUGCGUACGGGAUGAAGGAUCAUCUUCCCUCGACGUGUCCGGAGAGUAUGUAUGAUGCACCGAAUUUGCAACUCAUGGAUGCGGGGAUGAGCAAUAAUCUGCCCAUCUACCCGCUCCUCCGACCGGGCAGAAACGUCGAUAUAUUGAUCGCCUUUGACGCCUCGGCGGACGUCAAAACAGACAACUGGCUCAAAGUCACCGAGGGCUACGCCCGCCAGCGCGGCAUCAAAGGCUGGCCCGUCGGCGCCGGCUGGCCCCCAGAAGAGGAGACAAUGGAAGAGAUUCAGCAGGAUCUCGAGAGAGCGCAGGCGAAGUCGGAGGAGCAGGCAGAGCAAAAGGUCCAGGACGCCAAAGACCAGGAGAGGCAGUUACCGAGACGAAAAGACAAUCCUAAGGAACUCUCCUACUGCAAUAUCUGGGUUGGCACGACCGAAGAGCGGAAAACGGAUGACGAGCCCCCACCUUCCAAACAGGUUGCAGACGACGAAGACUGGGAGCUUAUGUCGCCGGACGCCGGCAUAACAGUCAUCUACUUCCCAUUCCUCGCGAAUCCAAAGGUCGAGGGUGUGGAUCCUAAGACGUCGGAUUUCAUGAGCACGUGGAACUUUGUAUACACGCCGGAGCAGAUUGAUUCGGUAGUUGAGCUGGCGAGGACGAAUUUUCAGGAGGGGGCGGAGAGGACGAAGAGGACGGUACGAGCCGUGUAUGAGAGGAAGAAGCGGAUCCGGGAACUAAGAGAGGAGGAAGAGAGGGAGAGGAGGAGGAGAUGGAUGCUGAGGCAAGGGAGAGCCGGAGGCAGAAGGAUUGGAGAGGGUGAUCACGGUGACCAUUUCAGUUGAGCUCUGCGAGAAAGGGAGUUGCUAGUGGCUUGGUGUUGUAGAAGGCGCAGUUUAGAUACCCAUUGCAUUAAGUUCUCAGCAAACACCUAUGUAUGUUUAUCGAGCUUAGUUCGAGGAAUGCUUAUUAACCUUUGUCC